Molecule: messenger RNA, 4862 nt
Organism: Melanotaenia boesemani (Boeseman's rainbowfish)
Lineage: Eukaryota; Metazoa; Chordata; Actinopteri; Atheriniformes; Melanotaeniidae
Gene: plcb2
Product: phospholipase C, beta 2
Exons: 32
Coding region: 102-3902 (1266 amino acids)
Biological process (GO): lipid catabolic process; phosphatidylinositol-mediated signaling
Molecular function (GO): phosphatidylinositol-4,5-bisphosphate phospholipase C activity; calcium ion binding
Source: RefSeq, a predicted model, not a curated record
UUAUGCUGUUUAAUGUCUGGCAUGGCUAUGGUGGAUAUCUAGAUACAAGUGAUAUUUUAGUUGUAGUAUUAUUAGAGAAAAAGCUGCUCUAGAGGGACAAAAUGAAUAAGAAAAGAUACUUUCUUGAGCCUCCAGAGGUCAAAGACUACCUGGUCAAAGGAGAAAGAUUUACCAAGUGGUCGGAGGACUCAAACAAGACUGUUCCUAUCACCAUGAAGAUGGAUCCCAAAGGUUUUUAUGUCUACUGGAUUAACCAAAGCAAGGAGACAACAUUCCUUGAUGUUGCAACCAUCAGAGAUACCAGAACAGGAAAAUACGCUAAACUUCCUAAACAUCCAAAAGUCCGCAAUGUCUUCAACCUGGACUUCCCAGACAGCAACCAUCUUGCCAAAACCUUAACUAUCGUCUCAGGUCCAGACAUGGUGAAUCUGACUUACCAUAACUUCUUUGCUUCCAAGGAAAAAGUGACACAGAACUGGGCAAAUGACAUACUUUCAAUUGCCUACAAUGCUGCGAGAAAUAAUGCUUGCAGACAAGUCUUCGUGGAUAAAAUAUACGUCCGCAUUUCUCUUCAGACAAACAAAGAUGGAAAGAUCCCUGUAAAGAACAUUUACAAGAUGUUUCCUGCUGAUAAAAAGAGGGUUGAAAGUGCCUUAGCAGCAGCACACCUCCCCAAAGGAAAGUUUGACACCAUAAAGCCUGAUGUGUUCACUGAGUCUGCCUUCAAGACCUUCAUGACAAAUCUCUGUCCUCGGCCUGAGAUCUAUGAAAUCUUCACUUCUUACUCCACCAAACCCACCAUGACAAAGGAGAAUUUCACCAAGUUCCUCAAUGAGAAACAGAGGGAUUCUCGGCUCAACGAGGAGCUGUUUCCACGUCUGCGGCAAGACCAGAUCAAGGCCCUGAUUGACAAGUAUGAACCAUGCACCAGCAACUCCAACAGAGGUUUGAUUUCUCCAGAAGGUCUUUUAUUCUUCUUGAUGGGUCCAGAGACUUCAGUUGUCAUGCAGGAUAAGCUGGCCAAAUCUCUGGAUAUGACCCAACCCAUUCCCCACUACUUCAUCAAAUCUUCCCACAACACAUACCUAACAGCUGGUCAGUUCUCUGGCGUGUCAUCUCCAGAGAUGUAUCGCCAGUGUCUUCUGUCUGGCUGCCGGUGUCUGGAGCUGGAUUGCUGGAAGGGUAAACCUCCAGAUGAAGAGCCCAUCAUUACCCACGGCUUCACCAUGACCACUGAGAUCCUCUUCAAGGAUGUGAUAGAGGCCAUUGCUGAGAGUGCCUUCAAGACCUCACAAUACCCUGUUGUCCUCUCUUUCGAGAACCACGUUGAUUCGGUGAAACAACAAGAGAAGAUGGCCAACUACUGCAAAACCAUAUUUGGUGAUGCUCUGCUGACAGAGCCUCUAGAAAAAUACCCUCUGAAACCAGGCAAUCAAAUCCCCAGUCCCUCUGAGCUCAUGGGCAAAAUCCUUAUCAAGAACAAAAAGGGAAGCCAUGAAAAGCCAGCCCAGACAAAGAAAAGCAGCACAGCAGCCACUGAUCAGACGACAUCUACAGCUGCACCCACUCAGGAUCCAAACACCCCAUCCCAGGAUGCAACUACUCCAGCAGCUGGAGCUCAGGAAAACCAAGUUGAUGGGGAGGGAGCUGUGGAGGACACUGAGGAGCACGAAGACACAGAAGAACAGGAUGAGGAGAAAAUGAAGACAUCAGAUGAGGGUACAGCUGGACAGGAAGUAACAUCCUACGAGGCGAUGUCAUCCAUUGUCAACUACAUCCAGCCCAACAAAUUCAUCUCUUUUGACAAUGCUCGAAAGAAAAAUAAGAGUUAUGUAAUCUCAUCUUUUGUGGAGACCAAAGGGGAGGCAAUGAUUGCCAAGACUGCUGUUGAAUUUGUUGAAUAUAAUAAGAGGCAGAUGAGCAGAAUUUACCCCAAAGGAACAAGAAUGGACUCAUCCAACUACAGUCCUCAACCUUUUUGGAAUGUUGGCUGCCAGAUGGUAGCACUCAACUACCAGACCAUGGACUUCCCCAUGCAGCUGAACAUGUCUCUGUUUGAAUUCAACGGCCGAACGGGAUACAUCCUCAAACAUGAUGUUCUGCGUCGUGGUGAUAAGAAGUUUGACCCUUUCUGUGACAGGAUUGACACUGUGGUGGCAAGCACACUGACCAUAAAGAUCUACUCUGGACAGUUUCUGUCUGACAAGAAUGUGAAAACAGGGGUUGAGGUGGAGGUAAUUGGACUGCCAGGAGACCCCAAGAAGAAAUAUCGCACCAAGUGGUCCACCACACUUAAUGCCAUUAAUCCAGUAUGGAACGAGGAGCCUUUUGUUUUUGAAAAAAUUCUGCUCCCAGAAAUGGCCUCUCUGAGAAUUGUAGUCCAUGAAGAGAAUGGGAAAUUCUUGGGACACAGAAUCAUCCCAAUUGAUGCCAUUCAGUCAGGUUUCCACCACAUCUGCCUUCGCAGUGAGAGCAACAUGCCUCUCACUCUGCCUGCUCUCUUUGUGUACAUCGAGGUCAAGGAUUACAUCCCUGCUGCAUUUGCAGAUUUCACAGAUGCCUUAUUUAAUCCAACAAAAGGCUCAGAGAAACCCACAAAGACCCCUAAAGAGUCAUCCUCUGACUACCUUUCUCCCUAUGAGUUGCCACUUGUGGUCCAGCCCCCCACAGACAAAGCCAAAGAAAGUGAAGCCCCUCCUGACGAAAAAGUUGCAUCUGAACCUAUACCACCCGCUGAUGACACUGAACAGUUAUCCCAGUCUCCACCUGAAGCUAGCACAGAAGAAGCGAAAGAUGAGGCAGAUACUCCACAACCUGAGCCUCCUCAAAUACUUGAUACCACUCCUACUGAAGAUGCAAAAAGUCCUCCAUCUGAAAUCCUACCAGAAGCCAAACCUUCUACCGAGGAAGUUCCUGCUGAGGAAGAAACAGCCACAGAACCAGAGGCAGCUCCUGAAGCCAAAGAAGAGCCAAUCACUGGCCCUGGUACUAACCCAGAGUCUGAUUUAGAUGACAAGGAGGCACCAGAAGCAGCUGCUGAAGGGUCUGCAGCUGAAGAAACAGCUGCUGUGACCUGUUCUGCAAAUUCAUCUGAAGACUCUGCAGGACUGAAUGAGUCAUCCCAGCCAACAACAGGCAGUGAAGAGCCUUCAACUGUGACAACUGAACAACUGACACAGCACAAGAACUAUCUGAAGGUCAUCAAGCGUCAGGAGAAAGAGAUGAAAGAAGCUGAAAAGAAAUAUCAGAAAAAGGCUGAAGAUCUAAUUCAGAAAUACUCUGAUUCUUUCAAGGCCAUCAAGAAGAAGGCUUCGAUUAAGAAAAAAGAGGGAGGGGACAACACCUCUGAAUCCAGUGUGAAGAAAGAGCGAGUGCAGGAGCAAAAGGAUAAAAUGCAGACUGAGCUGCAGACUCUGUGGACAGAACAAUGUGAUCAGAUGAAGAAGAAGAAAGAACAGUGUGCUACCGAGAGACUUACCAAACUGUUGGAGAUGGCCAUGGAGAGACACAGCAGUGAACUGAAGACCCUGGAGAGUGAAACUAAAGAAAAAAAGAAGAUGCUCCCAAAAUGUCAGAAUGAAAAGUCAAAGUUGAAAAAGGCAAUGAGCACGGAGCAGCUGGAUGAGACCAGUCAACCUGAUGGUGCACCUUCAGAGAACAGUCCACAGCAAGAAGCACUGAUGAAGAAACAAGCUGCUACACUGGAAGAAAUAAAGGCCCUGACUAAUCAGCUCAAUCAAGAUGCCCUGAGGGAGCAUGCACAGAAACUGAGGUCUCUGCCAGCAGAAGUGAGGGAGGCUGUUAAUGUCUGUGUGGGGGCGCACUUUCCUGAAUUGGUUGAUGAGACUGGAAACAAGAAUGUUGGGGGAGUGGGCUUCUAUGGAGAUGUGUUCCUGGGAUAGAUGUACUUUAAAAAACUGAGCUCCCUUGUAACCCAACCUUAACUUUGUUCUCAAACAAACCUGAAAUAAAGCGAUAGGUCUGAGUGUAAUUAUGCAGCAGUUGGAAGCAUAAAAGAGUAAGGAUUCAUUUUAGAUGUUCUAUUUAUAGCUAGAGUAUCCUUUGGGGCGUUUUAAGCUAUUGUUCAUGUGUCCUUGAGGAGGUAUUAGUCCAAAGUUAGAUUGUUUUGAAAUUUUUCUAGUUUCCUGUUUGAAUCUGUAUUUCUGUUUUAUUCUCACAGCAAAAUAAAUACCCUAAAUUAGACUACACAUUAAAAAAAUACUUUCUAGAUGACAGCUUUUCACUAAAAACCUUUGCUUGGUACUCACACUUUCCUUUUGCUCUAUUAUUAAGUUUUAAAAAUAGGAAUAAAUCUAGCAAGAAAAAUGUAGAAGCAAAAUGGGUCCGCAGGCUGAGUGAGACAAUGACUCCUUUUGUCACAGUUCAGUACAGCUCAAUUUUGCAUGCGUGAUUCUCCAUGAAACCACAGCAAAGCAAUCACUUAGGCUGAUAUAACCACGCAGACAGUUUUGCAGAAUAGAGGGAGAAUUUUGUCUUUGACAAGGAUAAAGAUCUCAUAAAGUGACAGCACAUAGACACACAGAGGAUCCAGCACUAAUACAUGAAUACCAUUUUGGAUGUAUGCCUUUAGGUUUGAAACCUUGGGGGUUUUUUAAUUGCUUAUAUUAACUUGGCUUGGCUUGUUUUUAGCCAUAUAUUAUUCUCUUGCUCAUGUAAACUGAAAGCACUGUCACAAGCAUAAUCUUUUUUUUUCAAAUGGAUGCAAAAAACAUUACAAAAUUACAAAUUUUAAAUGUCUUUUUUGGUACAAUUAAUGUAUAUUGGCACAAAUUAAAUGAUUUUUGUUUUGUGACUCAUGAUUUACCACGUGAUAGAGCCAAUUAAUAAACUGAUAUAUACAC